Molecule: messenger RNA, 3037 nt
Organism: Suncus etruscus (white-toothed pygmy shrew)
Lineage: Eukaryota; Metazoa; Chordata; Mammalia; Eulipotyphla; Soricidae
Gene: TRIM46
Product: tripartite motif containing 46
Exons: 10
Coding region: 83-2356 (757 amino acids)
Molecular function (GO): protein binding; zinc ion binding
Source: RefSeq, a predicted model, not a curated record
CCGACAUUAAGCCCGGGGUUCGCAGCCAGCCGCAGCUGGGGUUCGGGCACCAGGGAGGAGGGCAGACAGGCCUGCUGGGGCCAUGGCCGAGGGGGAAGAUUUGCAGACCUUCACUUCCAUCAUGGACGCACUGGUCCGCAUCAGUACGAGCAUGAAGAACAUGGAGAAGGAGCUGCUGUGCCCGGUGUGCCAGGAGAUGUACAAGCAGCCUCUGGUGCUGCCUUGCAUGCACAACGUGUGCCAGGCCUGUGCCCGCGAAGUGCUAGGCCAGCAGGGCUACGUGGGCUACGGAGGGGACCCCAGCUCCGAGCCCACCUCGCCGGCCUCCACGCCCUCCACUCGCAGCCCCCGGCUCUCCCGCAGGACUCUCCCCAAGCCGGAGCGUUUAGACCGGCUGCUGAAAUCAGGCUUUGGCACAUACCCCGGGAGGAAGCGAGGGGCUCUGCACCCCCAGGUGGUUCUAUUCCCGUGCCCCACCUGCCAGGGGGAUGUGGAGCUGGGCGAGAGGGGCCUGGCGGGACUGUUUCGGAACCUGACUCUGGAGCGAGUGGUGGAGCGGUACCGGCAGAGUGUGAGCGUGGGCGGGGCCGUCCUGUGCCAGCUGUGCAAGGCUCCACCUCUGGAGGCCACCAAGGGCUGUGCCGAGUGUCGUGCUGCUUUCUGCAACGAGUGCUUCAAGCUCUUCCACCCCUGGGGGACCCAGAAGGCCCAGCACGAACCCACCCUGCCCACCCUCUCCUUCCGGCCCAAGGGUCUGAUGUGCCCAGACCACAAGGAAGAGGUGACCCAUUACUGCAAGACGUGCCCACGCCUGGUAUGCCAACUCUGUCGGGUGCGGCGUACCCACAGUGGACAUAAGAUUACACCAGUUCUCAGCGCCUACCAGGCUCUCAAGGACAAGUUGACCAAGAGUUUGACAUAUAUUCUGGGAAACCAAGACACUGUGCAGAACCAGAUCUGUGAGCUGGAAGAGACUGUGAGGCACACAGAGGUGAGCGGCCAGCAGGCCAAGGAGGAGGUGUCGCAGCUGGUGCGGGGGCUGGGGGCAGUGCUGGAGGAGAAGCGUGCGUCCCUGCUGCAGGCCAUCGAGGACUGCCAGCAGGAGCGGCUGGCCCGUCUCAGCGCCCAGCUCCAGGAGCACCGCAGCCUGCUGGACGGUUCUGGGUUGGUGGGCUACGCUCAAGAGGUCCUGAAAGAAACAGACCAGCCAUGCUUUGUGCAAGCGGCUAAGCAGCUGCACCACAGGAUCGCCCGUGCCACCGAGGCCCUGCAGACCUUCCGACCAGCUGCCAGUUCCUCCUUCCGCCAUUGCCAGCUGGAUGUGGGGCGUGAGAUGAAGCUGCUGACGGAGCUGAACUUCCUGCGAGUGCCAGAGGCGCCGGUCAUCGAUACGCAGCGCACCUUUGCCUAUGACCAGAUCUUCCUGUGCUGGCGGCUGCCCCCGCACUCCCCACCUGCCUGGCACUACACAGUUGAAUUCCGCCGUACUGACGUGCCUGCCCAGCAAGGCCCUGCCCGCUGGCAGCGGCGGGAGGAGGUGAGGGGCACGAGUGCCCUGCUGGAGAACCCUGACACUGGCUCUGUGUAUGUGCUGCGGGUCCGUGGCUGCAACAAGGCAGGCUACGGCGAGUACAGUGAGGAUGUGCAUCUGCAUACACCCCCAGCUCCUGUGCUACAUUUCUUCCUUGAUGGCCGCUGGGGCAGCAGCCGAGAGCGACUGGCCAUCAGCAAGGACCAGCGGGCGGUGCGCAGCCUGCCCGGGUUGCCACUGCUGUUGGCGGCCGAACGUCUGCUCACCGGCUGCCACCUGAGUGUGGACGUAGUCCUGGGAGACGUGGCAGUGACCCAGGGCCGCAGCUACUGGGCCUGCGCGGUGGACCCCGCCUCCUACUUGGUCAAAGUGGGUGUGGGGCUGGAGAGCAAGCUGCAGGAGAGCUUCCAGGGUGCUCCCGACGUGAUCAGCCCCAGGUACGAUCCUGACAGCGGACAUGACAGCGGGGCUGAGGACGCCACAGUGGAGGCGUCUCCACCCUUUGCCUUCCUGACCAUUGGGAUGGGCAAGAUCCUCCUGGGCGCUGCGGCAGGCGCAGGGAUGACAGGAAGGGACGGCCCUGCCCCCGGCUGCACCGUUCCCUUGCCACCCCGCCUUGGCAUCUGCCUGGACUAUGAGCGAGGCCGCGUGUCUUUCCUGGACGCAGUCUCCUUCCGUGGGCUUCUGGAGUGCCCCCUGGACUGCUCAGGGCCCGUGUGUCCCGCAUUCUGUUUCAUUGGAGGGGGCGCGGUACAGCUUCAGGAGCCUGUGGGCACCAAGCCCGAGAGGAAGGUCACCAUCGGGGGCUUCGCGAAGCUGGACUGAUGCUGGGGGCCCCUCCUGGGCGCUGAGCUCUAAGCCUCUGGAGGCCACUGCUGCCCCCAAACUCUUCCUCCUCACCCGUCUGUGUGCUCCUCCAACCUCCCCAGUCAGCAGAAGGCUGCACUUCCACCCUGUCCAUGCCUGUUCAUUCCGCCCACCGUACCCCUGCCUUGCCCUUGGUCUUAUAUCCCAGGCACGGAGACCCCUUCCUGCGCCUGCCCUACACUCCCAGGCUGAAGGAGAGGGCAAGUCCCAGGCACAAGGGCACGAACCCCAACUCUGCCUAAUCCAGUUCUGUCUGCCCAUUAAUGCUCCACCACAGCCUUGGGCAGGCAGGCUUUGGAGCCACACCCUGCCUAGGCACUUCCUGAGGGGGGUUAGGGGACCCAGUCGUUCUGCUCUGUGCUUUGGGUCCCCAUGCCCCUUGGCCGCAUGCCUCUCAGCCCCUCUACUCCCUCCUGCAUGCUUUACCUGUGUGCACCCAUUCAGCCCAGUACGCUUCCCCGAAGCCCAGCCAAGCUGGGUGCCCCCCAGGGGGGUGGCCAGACAAGGUCUCUGGAGCCUGGAACUGCCCCCCUCCCCAGCAGUGGCGAGCACUGCUAGUUUUGUGCCAGCAACAGCUGUUAUUUUCGUGGUUUAUACACAAUAAACUGUGGUUGCAGGCACACCUCUGAUUUCCCUGAG